AUGGAUUUCCCACCUCGUCUAAGGUUAUUACGUUGGGAGGUAUACCCUGGAAAGUGUCUUCCUUUUACAUUUACGCCAGAACAUCUUGUGGAACUCAAUUUGGUACAUAGCAAGCUCGAGAAGCUUUGGCAAGGAACCCAGCCCCUUACAAAUCUCAAGAGGAUGGAUUUGUCACUGGUCCUCAAUCUUAAGGAACUCCCUGAUCUUUCAUACGCUACCAAUCUCGAGAAACUAGCGGUGGACGGUUGCUAUAGUUUGGUAGAGAUUCCUUCAUCUAUUGGAAAUCUUCCUAAACUAGAGGAGUUGCAGAUGGCUUUCUGUAUAAAGUUACAAGUUGCUCCACUCUCUUCAACUUGGCAUCUCUUGAAACAGUCACCUUGUGGGAUGCGGGCAAUUUAG
Molecule: messenger RNA, 399 nt
Organism: Microthlaspi erraticum
Lineage: Eukaryota; Viridiplantae; Streptophyta; Magnoliopsida; Brassicales; Brassicaceae
Source: the annotation of a GenBank genome assembly